CGCUUCACACGCACCAAGCUGUCCGCUGGGUCCCCGCUCCUUUGGGUACGGCUGAGGCCUGCAACGGCCUCGGGUGCCGUUAAGCCGCCCCCCGCAGUCCCCUCCCCUCAGCGGCGCCGGCCCAAGACCGCCUGCCCCGCCGCCGCGGGGAGCUGAGGCGACGCCCGCGGGUCCAACCGCCCCUGCCGGGCCUAAGGGCGGGGGCGCCGGCUGCGCCAGGGCCCGGCCCCCUCGCUCGCCGUCCCAGGCCCCCUCCUGCUCCCCUCCCUCCUCCUCUGGGCCGGCCCCUCGGCCCGCCCAGUGUCUGCGGGGAAAGGAAACCGAAAGUAAGCUGCGCCGGGCGGGGCCGCUGACCUGCUUGGGCCCGAGUCCGAGCAGCAGACGGCGGCGGCGGCGGCUUCGCUGGCAGAGAGAGGACGCGCUGGAGCCCGGACUACUGUCGAAAACCAUCAAGAUAAAAGAAAGAGGAGAAGGAAAGAACUGCAGAUAUCUAGCUGUCCUGAGGAAACAGCAUCCUGUAGAUGCUAAGCCUCCUGGUUAUUGAAACACUUCCAGACAACUGAAAGUAACGUGAACGUGGAAGAAAUCAGGUGACUCAGACAUGGAGAACCGAAGACCUUGUCCGGAGGCCCGGCCCAGGAAUCCUCAUAUUAACCACAGAGGUCUUAGUUGCAGCACGUGGGAUCUUGUUCCCUGACCGGGAUCGAACCUGGGCCCCCUGCAUUGGGAGCGCAGAGUCUUAGCCACUGGACCGCCAGGGAAGUCCCCGGAAGUAACUGGUUUAGAGGAGCAUUAUCCAGUAGAAACAUAAUGCAAGCCCAAAACUUAAUUUUUAAUUUUCUAGUAGCAUCAUUAAAAACAAAAAGAAACAGGGCCUAUGGAUGGAGAAUUACCACCAAGAGCUAGAAAUCAGGCCGAUAAUCCAGCGGCCAGUGCUCUCAGAGGAGGAGCCAACCAGCCCGGAAGGCAUCCUAGGGCCAACAACCAUCCUGUUCCUCAUCGGCAAAGAGAAGAGAGGUUUGGGGCAGUGGGCAGGAACCCACAUCAGGGAAGGAGAAACCAGGAGGGGCAUGCCAAUGAUGAACCUAGAGGCCAAAGACAUGGUCAGGAAAAUGACACCAGGCAGAGAAGUGGCAACCAGGAGGGAAGGAACCGCAGACCACCACGAUCCGGUGAAAACUUUCAGCAGUGGCGGAACCCCCACCAAAAGCCUGCAGAACAGCCACAGCAGGUGAAGAAACUGGGCUACAAGUUCCUAGAAAGUCUUCUGCAGAAAGAUCCCUCUGAGGUGGUCAUCACACUUGCCACAAGUUUAGGACUGAAGGAGCUCUUGUCUCAUUCUUUUAUGAAGUCCAACUUCCUUGAGCUCAUCUGCCAAGUUCUUCGGAAGGCUUGCAGUUCCAAAAUGGACCGCCACAGCGUUCUCCAUGUUCUGGGCAUAUUGAAGAAUUCCACAUUCCUCAAAGUCUGCUUGCCGGCUUAUGUGGUAGGGAUGAUCACUGAAUCCAUCCCCCAUGUUCGAAACCAGUAUCCAGAACACAUUAGCAACAUCAUCUCCCUCCUCCAGGACCUUGUAAGUGUCUUCCCUGCCAGCUCUGUGCAGGAAACUUCCAUGCUCAUUUCUCUCCUGCCAGCUUCUCUUAAUGCUUUGAGAGCCUCUGGUGUUGACAUAGGAGAAGAGACAGAGAAGAACCUGGAAAAGGUCCAGACCAUCAUCGAACAUCUGCAGGAAAAGAGACGAGAGGGCACUUUAAGAGUGGACACCUACACUCUCGUGCAGCCUGAGGCAGAAGACCAUGUUGAGAGCUACCGGACCAUGCCCAUUUACCCCACUUACAAUGAAGUGCACUUGGAUGAGAGGCCAUUCCUUCGCCCCAACAUCAUUUCUGGAAAAUACGACAGCACUGCUAUCUAUCUGGAUACCCACUUCCGACUCCUGCGAGAGGAUUUUGUCAGACCCCUGCGGGAGGGCAUUUUGGAACUUCUCCAAAGCUUUGAAGACCAAGGCCUGAGGAAGAGAAAGUUUGAUGACAUCCGAAUCUACUUUGAUACCAGGAUCAUCACCCCCGUGUGUUCGUCAACAGGCAUUGUCUACAAGGUGCAAUUUGACACAAAAUCACUGAAGUUUGUUCGCUGGCAGAACUCCAAGCGAUUGCUCUAUGGAUCCUUGGUGUGCAUGUCCAAGGACAACUUUGAGACAUUUCUUUUUGCCACCGUGUCUAAUCGGGAGCAGGAAGAUCUCUGCCGAGGAAUUGUCCAGCUCUGCUUCAAUGAGCAGAGCCAACAGCUGCUAACAGAUGUCCAGCCCUCUGACUCUUUCCUCAUGGUGGAGACAACUGCAUACUUUGAGGCCUAUAGGCACGUCCUGGAAGGACUCCAGGAAGUCCAAGAGGAAGACAUCCCCUUCCAGAGGAACAUCGUGGAAUGUGACUCUUAUGUGAAGGAGCCAAGGUACUUGCUAAUGGGGGGCAGAUAUGAUUUCACUCCCUUAAUAAAGGAUCCCUCUGCCACUGGGGAAUCUCUGAGGAAUACUGAGGGCUUGAGACAUCCCAGAGUUAAUGUCUUAGACCCCAGCCAGUGGCCCUCAAAAGAAACCCUGAAGCUGGAUGACUCCCAGAUGGAAGCCUUGCAGUUUGCUCUCACAAGAGAACUGGCUAUUAUUCAAGGACCUCCUGGAACAGGCAAAACCUAUGUGGGUCUAAAAAUUGUUCAGGCCCUUCUAACCAACGAGGCUGUUUGGCAAAUUAGCCUCCAGAAGUUCCCCAUCUUGGUUGUGUGUUAUACUAAUCAUGCUUUGGACCAGUUUCUGGAAGGCAUCUAUAAGUGUCAAAAGACCAGCAUUGUGCGGGUAGGUGGAAGGAGCAACAGUGAAAUCCUGAAGCAGUUCACCCUGAGGGAGCUGAGGAACAAGCGGGAAUUCCGCCGCAACCUCCCCAUGCACCUCCGAAGGGCCUACAUGAGUAUCGUGACACAAAUGAAAGAGUCAGAGCAAGAGCUGCAUGAAGGGGCCCAGACCCUGGAGUGCACCAUGCGUGGCGUACUACGGGAACAGCAUCUGGAGAAGUACAUCUCCCUCCAACACUGGAAAAGCCUGAUGAAUGGACCAGUACAGAAUAGCGAAUGGGGUUGCUUCCAGGGCUGGAAGCAUUCCAUGAUGCUGGAGUGGCUGGGUCUAGGUGUUGGUUCUUUCACCCAAAGUGUUGCUCCAGCAGGACCUGAAAAUACAGCCAAGGCAGAAGGGGAGGAGGAGGAGGAAGAAGGGGAAGAGGAGGGUUCGCUGAUUGAGAUCGCAGAGGAGGCUGAACUGAUUCAAGCAGACCGGAUGAUUGAGGAGGAAGAGGUGGUGAGGCCCCGGCGACGGAAGAAGGAAGAGAAUGGGGCAGAACAGGAGUUGGCUAAAGUGCUUCUGGCCAUGAGGCUAGACAACUGUGGCCCCGGGACAGCAGCUGGGCAGGAGCAGGCUGCAGGAGAGUGGGAGACCCAGCGCAACCAGAAAAAGAAAAUGAAAAAGAAGGUGAAGGUUGAACUUCGCAAGCUGAACACCAUGACUGAGGCCGAGGCCAAUGAAAUCCAGGAUGUUUGGCAGCUGGACCUGAAUUCUCGCUGGCAGCUUUAUAGGCUGUGGCUACAGAUGUACCAGGCUGACACCCGCCGAAAGAUCCUCAGCUAUGAACGUCAGUACCGCACAUCAGCAGAGAGAAUGGCAGAACUGAGACUCCAGGAAGACCUGCACAUCCUGAAAGAUGCCCAAGUUGUAGGAAUGACAACAACAGGUGCUGCCAAAUAUCGCCAGAUCCUGCAGAAGGUGGAGCCUCGGAUCGUCAUCGUGGAAGAGGCUGCUGAAGUCCUUGAGGCCCACACCAUUGCCACCCUGAGCAAAGCUUGCCAGCACCUCAUUCUGAUUGGGGACCACCAGCAGCUGCGCCCCAGUGCCAAUGUGUAUGAUCUGGCCAAGAAUUUCAACCUUGAGAUGUCCCUCUUUGAACGGUUGGUGAAAGUAAACAUUCCCUUUGUCCGUCUGAACUACCAGCACCGCAUGUGCCCUGAAAUUGCCCGGCUUUUGACACCCCACAUUUACCAGGAUCUGGAAAACCAUCCCUCUGUUCUCAAAUAUGAGAAGAUUAAGGGGGUCUCUUCCAACCUUUUCUUUGUAGAACACAACUUUCCUGAACAGGAAAUCCAAGAAGGCAAAAGCCACCAGAACCAGCAUGAGGCUCGCUUUGUGGUGGAGCUGUGCAAGUACUUCCUGUGUCAGGAAUACCUGCCCUCCCAGAUCACCAUCCUCACCACCUAUACCGGGCAGCUCUUCUGCCUGCGCAAACUCAUGCCUGCCAAGACAUUUGCUGGUGUCAAGGUCCAUGUGGUGGACAAAUACCAAGGGGAGGAGAAUGAUAUCGUCCUCCUCUCACUAGUGCGCAGCAACCAGGAAGGCAAGGUGGGUUUUCUCCAGAUACCCAACCGCAUCUGCGUGGCCUUGUCCCGUGCCAAGAAGGGAAUGUAUUGCAUUGGAAACAUGCAGAUGCUGGCCAAGGUGCCCUUGUGGAGCAAGAUCACCCAUACCCUUCGAGAGAACAAUCAGAUAGGCUCUGCCCUCCGGCUGUGCUGCCAGAACCACCCUGUUAUCCACACUUCAGUAUCCAAAGCUUCUGACUUCCAAAAAGUGCCCGAAGGAGGCUGCAGCCUACCCUGUGAGUUCCGGCUGGGCUGUGGGCACGUCUGCACCCGUGCCUGCCACCCCUAUGACUCCUUGCACAAGGAGUUCCAGUGCAUGAAGCCAUGCCAGAAGGUGAUCUGCCAAGACGGGCACCGGUGCCCCCUUGUUUGCUUCCAGGAGUGUCAGCCUUGUCAGGUGAAGGUGCCCAAAGUCAUUCUCCGGUGCGGCCAUGAACAAAUGGUCCCUUGUUCCAUGCCUGAGUCAGAUUUCUGCUGCCAAGAGCCUUGCCCCAAGGUCCUGAAAUGUGGGCACAGGUGCAGCCACCCAUGUGGUGAAGACUGUGUGCGGUUGUGUUCAGAAAAGGUCACCGUGAAACUCAAGUGUGGGCACAGCCAAAAGGUGAAGUGUGGCCAUGUGGAGGACCUCAGGUAUGACCUGCCAGUCAAAUGCACCACCAAGUGUGGCACCAUCUUGGACUGUGGGCAUCCAUGUCCCGGCUCCUGCCACAGCUGCUUCAAAGGGCGCUUCCACGAGCGCUGUCAACAGCCCUGCAAUCGCCUGCUCAUCUGUUCACACAAGUGCCAGGAGCCGUGCAUUGGUGAGUGCCCGCCCUGCCAGCGGACCUGUCAGAACCGCUGCGUCCACAGCCAGUGCAAGAAAAAGUGUGGGGAACUGUGCAGUCCCUGUGUGGAACCCUGUGACUGGCGCUGCCAGCACUACCAGUGCACCAAACUCUGCUCUGAGCCCUGUGACCGACCCCCCUGCUACGUGCCUUGUACUAAGCUGCUGGCUUGCGGCCACCCCUGCAUUGGUUUGUGUGGGGAACCAUGCCCCAAGAAGUGCCGUGUCUGCCACCAGGAAGAAGUCACCCAGAUCUUCUUUGGCUUUGAGGAUGAGCCAGAUGCCCGCUUUGUACAGCUGGAAGACUGCAGCCACAUCUUUGAGGUGCAAGCCCUGGACCGCUACAUGAACGAGCAGAAGGAUGACGAAGUUGCCAUCAAGUUGAAGGUCUGCCCUAUCUGCCAGGUGCCCAUCCGCAAAAAUCUGAGGUAUGGAACCAGCAUCAAACAGCGGCUGGAAGAGAUUGAAGUUGUCAAGGAAAAGAUCUUGGGCUCAGCAGGGGAAAUUGCAGUCAGCCAGGAACAACUUAAGGCCCUACUGGAGAGGAAGAAUCUCCUCUACCAGCUGCUCCCUGAAGACUUCCUGAUGUUGAAAGAGAAGCUGGCCCAGAAAAAUCUGUCAGUGAAGGACCUGGGCCUUGUUGAGAAUUAUAUCAGCUUCUAUGACCACCUGGCUGGCCUAUAUGAUUCCCUGAAAAAAGUGCAUGUCUUAGAACAGAAGCAGGUGAGGACUCGAUUAGACCAGGUCCAUGAGUGGCUGGCCAAGAAGCGUUUGAGCUUCACCAGCCAGGAAUUGGAUGACCUCCAAAGUGAAAUCCAGAGGCUCACAUACCUGGUGAACCUGCUGACCCGCUGCAAGAUAGCAGAGGGGAAGGUGAGAGGCCGCGUAGCAGAAGAGGUCUCCAGAGUCCGGAAGAUCCUCGAGGGGACGUGUAAGUUCACCCGGGAGGAUGAACAGCUUGUGCAGAGAAAGAUGGAGGCUCUGAAAGCCACCCUUCCCUGUUCUGGCCUGGGCAUCUCAGAGGAAGAACGAGCGCAGAUCGUCAAAGCCAUAGGUUACCCUCGUGGCCACUGGUUCAAGUGCCCCAAUGGCCACAUCUAUGUGAUUAGUGAUUGUGGGGGAGCCAUGCAGAGGGGCACGUGUCCUGACUGUAAGGAGGUGAUUGGGGGCGUGAACCAUACUCUGGAAAGAAGCAAUCAGCUUGCUUCCGAGAUGGAUGGGGCCCAGCACCCUGCCUGGUCUGACACGGCCAACAACCUGCUGAACUUUGAGGAGAUCCAGAGGAUGAUGUAGGAAGAUGACAUACCGCUGCCUUUUGCCCCGGCCACCGUAUGGCUGGGGCCGGCUCCCCCAUGAAAGAACCGAAGUUUGUUUUUUAUUACUGUCCUUUUAGUCUUAGCACCUAUUUAAGGAUCCACUUUUAGGGCUUGCCCACAUUUGUUUCUAGAUUUACCCCUGCUCUAGAGUAAGCACUUUACUUCCAGAACUGAGAGCGAAGUUAACAGGUCUCUUCUCUCUUCUGCAAGUUAGUGGACAGACUGCCUGAAGCACGUUUGGGGCUUCCACCCAGGCUACAUAGUAGUGUCUCUGGAUCCUGACUCAGUCACAUGUUUUUUUCCGCAGUGCUCCAGAGGCAGAUAGGAGCUCAGUGAAGCAGACUCAUUCUAAAUUGCCAGGACCUAACUUGCACACUCAUUUCCAGUCUAAUAAAGAGACCCAGAGGAGUUGUUUAUGAGCUGCUUAUCCUUUCAAGGAGCACAAGAAUCCCUCCUACCCUCCUCCUCGGGCACCCUCAUUCUAGGAGACGGAGGCACGUGAUGAGACAAAGACUUCACUGACUAAUCCUGAUGUUACAUAUUCACUGAGAGUGGGGGAAAGUGUGAUAGACCACAGCUGGGGGCUUAUGCAGCAGGCCCAGGCCAACUAAGGAGUGAUCCCUGUACCCUUCCUGGGACUUGCACUUUGGGAUGGUUGAGGUUUUUUUCCCUGCAAUAGGAGAGGCUCAGUAGCUGUGCUGGUUCCCCAGGGCCUUGAAAGGACUAAACUUUCAUUUAGUACCAGCAGCGCCUAUCCAAAGUGUGACCCUUUUGUCCCAACACCCUCUAUUGCAGCUUUUGCCUGGGCAGGGUUAGCAUGCCAGCAGCUUCUGUAGGUCCCAGGUCCAUACCAGAAGCCAGCCCCCAGGCCUGCUGCCUGCAUACGUAUUCCCUCAGUCCAGUGUUCCCUAGAACUGACACUUAGGCAUCUCAGGUCUUUCUAAUGUUGGCGAGAAAACGUCCCUUUGCUAUGUAUACAUUUCCUUUUUUGUCUUUACUAUGCACUUUAGCCUAUAAAGCCAAUUAAUAAAAACAGUGAGAAAAA
Lagenorhynchus albirostris (white-beaked dolphin) is the source of this 7636-nucleotide messenger RNA. It is a transcript of the gene ZNFX1, whose product is annotated as zinc finger NFX1-type containing 1. The transcript has 16 exons. Lineage: Eukaryota; Metazoa; Chordata; Mammalia; Artiodactyla; Delphinidae. Gene Ontology annotation, biological process: regulatory ncRNA-mediated heterochromatin formation. The record is from RefSeq and is a predicted model, not a curated record. Bases 878 to 6568 code for a protein of 1896 amino acids. Gene Ontology annotation, molecular function: zinc ion binding; helicase activity. Gene Ontology annotation, cellular component: nuclear RNA-directed RNA polymerase complex; nucleus.